UUUUUUUUUUUAAAUUUCCGUUAUUUUAUUUAAUUAUAUAGUGUUAAAUACACACUAAAAAAAAAAAUACAUAUUUAUUUAUUCUAUAAGAUAAUAAAUCAAACUUAUUACCUGUUUUUUAUUUUUAUUUCUUUGUAAUUCAACUUACCUUAGCAAUGCGAAGAGCAUCUAACAAUACAAAUAUAAAGACAGCCGAUUCAAUAGUAAGCUUGCCAUUCGACUUGGCAACAGUAAGAACAAAACCUGACAAUAAAACGCUUGAACGUACAAAAGAUAGAAUAUUUGGAUUACAAGAAGCACCUACUUACUUUCCUACAGAAGAGGAAUUCAAAGAUCCUUUAAGUUAUAUUGAAAAGAUUAGUCCUGAAGGUGAAAAAUAUGGUAUUAUCAAAAUUGUCCCACCAGAGAGCUAUCAACCAAAGUUUUCUUUAAAGACUGAGACCUUUCGCUUUAAAACUCGUUUACAAAAAUUAAAUAGUAUGGAAGGUGAAACUCGUGCAAAUGUAAACUAUCUUGAGCAACUGACAAAAUAUCAUAUCUUGACUGGCAAGCCAGUGAGUAAAAUUCCUCAACUUGAUAAAAGACCUAUUGAUCUCUACAAGUUAAAGAAUGAAGUAGCUCUUCGUGGUGGUAUACAAGAGGUAACUCGUUUAAAAAAAUGGGCUGAAAUAGGUAGAGUUCUAGGCUAUGCACGCAAACAAUGUACCUCUAUGUCGAAUGCUCUUAAAAGUGCCUAUACAAAAGUCGUUUUACCUUAUGAAAUUUGGUAUGCUAACCACAAAGAUGACGUUGAUCAAAUCCUCAAAAAAGGAGAAAUACCGUCUAUUAAUAAUCCAGAAAGUUCAUCUGAUAGUUUAGAUAGCGAUACUUGUGAAAUAUGUGGAAAGAAUGAAGAUGAAGAUAAACUUUUAUUAUGUGAUGGCUGUAAUCGUGGUUAUCAUAUGUAUUGUCUUAAGCCACGCUUAACAAGUAUUCCAAAGACAGAUUGGUAUUGUAUUCAAUGUUUAACUGCAGUUGGCAAAGAUUAUGGUUUUGAAGAAGGUAGUGAAUAUGAUUUAACUGCAUUCCAAAAAGUAUGCAAUCAAUUUAAGAAAGAAUGGUUUGAAAAGUCUCUUGGUAAAGAAAACCCAACAGUUACAGAAGAAGAAUGUGAAAAUGAAUUUUGGAGACUUGUAGAAAACCCUCAUGAAACAUGUGAAGUAGAAUAUGGUGCUGAUCUACAUAGUACUCAACAUGGAAGUGGAUUUUUAACUGCAGAACAAAUGCGUAAAGAAGCCUUUGAUCCUUGGAAUUUAAAUGUAAUUCCUGUAGCACCUCAAUCGUUAUUUACUUUUAUCAAAACAGAUAUUAGUGGUAUGAUGAUACCUUGGCUAUAUAUUGGUAUGUGCUUUUCAGCAUUUUGUUGGCACAAUGAAGAUCACUACACAUAUUCAAUCAAUUAUAUGCAUUGGGGAGAAACAAAGACAUGGUAUGGCAUUCCUGGUUCAGAUGCUAAUAAAUUUGAAGAAACGAUGAAAAAGGCAGUUCCAGAAUUGUUUGAACAACAACCUGAUUUAUUAUUUCAAUUAGUGACCAUGCUUAGUCCUGGACGUUUAUUAAAGGAAAAUGUCAAUGUCUAUGCCGUUGAUCAGCGUCCUGGACAGUUUGUUGUUACAUUUCCUAAAGCUUAUCAUUCCGGAUUUAAUCAUGGCUUUAAUUUCUGUGAGGCUAUUAAUUUUGCUCCUAAAGAUUGGGUCAGUUAUGGAUUAGAAUGUGUAAAACGUUACAAAGAAUUUAGAAAACAGCCUUGCUUUUCUCAUGAUGAAUUAUUGGUUACUGCAGCACAAAACAUCCAAUUAAAAGAAAAGAUGGAUUGGUUAAAACAAGGUCUUUAUGAAAUGCAGAACAGAGAAUUUAAAGACCGUCAAUUAGCUAGAUCAAAAAAAAUCAAAGAGCACUUGGGUGUACAAUCUGAAGAAUUACAAUGUAUAUAUUGUAACUGUUUUACCUAUUUAUCUUACAUUGGUUGUAAAUGUACGGAUAAAGUAGCAUGUUCUGAUCAUAUUUCUGAGUUAUGUAGUUGUGAUCAUGCAUCAAAGACACUCUAUUUACGGUUUACUGAUGAGCAGUUAUUAGAAUUAAUCAAACAUAUCUCCAACACAGAUUCAAGUUCUUCAAAUUGGUUUCAAAAGCUUGAUAAGAUCAUGUCUUCUCGUCCUGCUCCAUCUUUAAAAACAUUAAAGGAACUUUUGAAAGAAGGUUAUGAAGCAAAUGCUCCUAAGGAUUCUUUAGAUACUUUAGAGGACUAUAUUGAGGCAGCUGAACGUUGGAUCUUGGAAGCAGAGAAACUCUUGAAUUAUAAAACUGAUUCAUCUAAACCAAAUCAUCUUAAAAAGAACAAAAAUGAAAGAGCAAAAGAGUUGAUUGAUAAGGCAGCAACAAUUGGCUUUGAUCUGCCUCAUGUUGAUAAAAUUAAAACUUACUAUGCUAAAUUGAAUGAAUUCUCAAAUAAAUUGUCUAAUGAUGUAUUAGAAGCCAAGGACAAAGAUCUGAUGAUGCAUCUUUAUAAGGAAGGUGUUCGACUUCGUGCUGAUUCUGAACAAUUUAAUCAACUUCAAACUAUCAUCGAAUCGUCUUCAUGGGAGGAACAAGCUCAAAAGGCACUUGAAAGUCCUUUUAAUCUUAAGAAUGUUCGAAAACUGAUUAAAGAUGCUGAAGAUAUGACUAUGAAGAAUGAGCCAUUAUUAAAUCGACUUGUGAAAAUAGAAGAAAUCGGCAGUAGCUUAUUACAACGUAUUGAUAAUAUUUGUAGAGGGAAGGAAAAGAUUGAAGUCGAUGAAGAGGAAGCUAUACUCCAGUUAGGUCAAAAUGUCAAAGAUAAGACAUUGUCUAUUGAAUUAGAACCCCAUUUGUUUGUACGAUUAAAGAAUAACUUUGCACGAUCAAAGAAGACUCUAAAAGAGCUUGAGGAUGUGUUAAGAAACAAGUGCACUCAUCCCUCUGUCAUCAGUCGUCCUUCACUUACUGAAGCUCAACGCUAUAUGACAUUAUGUCGUGAAGUCUGUUUUAAAUCAGAUUUGAUAUCCGAGUUAUCAACUGGAUUAACUCAAAUGGGGAAAUGGAACGAGAAAAUUCGUUCUGCUUUUAUGAACGGUCGACAAAAGUCUUUAGAAGCAGUCUUGAAGGAGACACUCAAUAACGUGCAACGUAUCACAUCAAGUGAAGGUCAAGCCGGUUUGUGGUGCAUCUGUCGAAAGGCAGAAUCGGGUCUUAUGAUCGAAUGUGAUAUCUGUCAUGACUGGUAUCAUAAUUCAUGUGUCAAAGUGCCUCGUAAUGUAGUUCGUUCAUCUAAUUCAUAUAUUUGCCCUAUUUGUCUUCCUGGAGGAACAAAUAAGAAGAUUACGCAUUUGUCAAGACAGCCUAGGAUAGAAGAAGUCCAUGAAUUGAUUACCCUCAGCCAAAACUUGAUGUUCUGUCCUAAAGAUUAUAAGCUUGUUUUAGAUAUUUAUAAGUUAAUGCAAGACUAUAGACUUCGUGUACAGUCAUUUUGUAGAUCACGCACUCAAUUAGGAAUACAGGAUAUUCCACAAAUCAAAUAUUAUUUAAGAACGCUCUUGGGCCUUGAAGUGGCCUUACAAGAUGAAAUGGAAUUCCUGCGUACUAAAGUUGAAGUGCUUAUGCCAGUGAAUCAUCCUAUGCCAGUAACAACUGCAGUACUUACAGAAAAGGCUUCAGAAAAAAUAUCAAUUCCUACUGGUUUACCCUCUCCAUCCAUUGAAUCACCACCAAAUUCACAAAUAACUAUACCAAAUCUUCAAACACCUACCACCUAUACACUAAAGAAGAAAGAAAAAGAAGAAGAAGAAAUAUCAAAACUUUUACAUUUAGACGAAAAAGCACCUUUGACUAAUAAUAAUUCAAAAAAUAUUGAAUGUAUAUGUAAAGAUGCAACUGCCACUGAUUCAAAGCAAAAGUUAAUUCAAUGUAUCACCUGCAAUCAUUAUUCACAUCAAAACUGCGUUAUCCGCUCUAUUUACUUUAUGACCAGUGACUUUUUUAAAUGUUCUAAAUGUCGUUAUCUUGAAAACAAUGCUUCUACAUCCACAAAUACCGAAAGCCAACCUCCUCGUUUACAUAUAACGGCAUAUGGUACGAAACGUAGGAUAGAGGAGGAUAAUGAAGUUUUAUAUAAACCUCAAAAAAUUAUUCGCUUAACUGUGAACCCACCAGCACAGCCAACAGUAUCAUCACUGCCAUCUUCUUCAUCAUCUACACAACUUUCUACUCCAUCCAGUGGUAAGAAAAGUUCUUCCUCUAUUCAUGGAAGCAGCGCCAAUAGUAAAAGAAAGCCUCAAAGUCCUUUAGAUGAGAAUUAUAAACAUACCAGCAAUAACAACGGUAAGAGAAAGCAGCGUUUUUCAGAUGAAGAUAAUAGCCAUAAACGAAAGCAGCAGCAUUCUCCUGAUGAGCAUGGUCGAUCUAGUCCUAAAAAGCAUCGUACUUAAAAAAAAAAAAAAGUGAUCGCUUUUUGUUAAAUAUUUUGUUUUUAUUUGUCAUAUAUGUAUAUCCUCUCUAAUACCAUCAUCAUCAUCAUCAUCACUACUACUACUACUACUACCUUUUACUAUGUAAAUUAUAUCAACUGUUCUUUGCUUUUCUCUCUCUUCUCGCUUCCUCUCUCUUCUUUUCCUUUAUAAUUUAUGAUUUUAUUCCACUCUAAUCUCUUUCUCUUUUGUUAUACAUUCUGCCCUACCACCUUUUCCCCCCCCCUUUAAUCGGCUUAAAAGAGAAAGAGAUUUACUAGCCCAAAAAAUAAAAUUUUUGAGUCAUGGUAACUGUCAAUAAUGUUUGUAAAGAAAAGCAUUUUAAAUAGCGCAUAGAAAAAUCAAAAA
Molecule: messenger RNA, 4871 nt
Organism: Cokeromyces recurvatus
Lineage: Eukaryota; Fungi; Mucoromycota; Mucoromycetes; Mucorales; Mucoraceae
Exons: 7
Coding region: 156-4484 (1442 amino acids)
Biological process (GO): chromatin remodeling
Cellular component (GO): nucleus
Molecular function (GO): histone demethylase activity; DNA binding
Source: RefSeq, a predicted model, not a curated record